UGGGCUGGGGACUAGAGCCUGUGCUACUGGAAGGCCAGGUGCCCUCCUCCAGCUGGCACCAUGCAGCUCUCUCUUGCCCUGUGUCUCGUUUGCCUGCUGGUGCACGCAGCCUUCCGUGCAGUGGAGGCCCAGGGGUGGCAGGCCUUCAAGAACGAUGCCACAGAGAUCAUCCCCGAGCUGGGCGAGUACCCCGAGCCCCCUCCAGAGCUGGAGAACAACAAGACCAUGAACCGGGCGGAGAACGGAGGGAGACCUCCGCACCACCCCUUUGAGACCAAAGAUGCACAGGGGCAAAAACGCCUGUCCGAGCUCAAGGACUUCGGGCCCGAGGCCGCGCGGCCGCAGAAGGGCCGGAAGCCGCGGCCCCGCGCCCGGGGCGCCAAAGCCAACCAAGCCGAGCUGGAGAACGCCUACUAGAGCCACCCGCCCGCCGCGCCUCCCCAGCGGGCGCCCCCGAAUCGGGCGCCCCCGGUUCCUGCCCUCUGCGCGCGGUUUGAUCGUUUGUAUUUCAUUUUAAAUGCCUGCAGCCCGGCGCAGGGGCUCGACCCGUCUGGCUUCGCAGGAGGUAGCCGGGCCCUGCGGAUCCCGGGUGCCAGCCAAGCCCCACACUCCCCGCCCGCCGCCGACGGGGUCCCGCAGGGCAGGGGAGGGAGCUGAGAGUCACAGACACUGAGCCACGCAGCCCCGCCCACCCGGGCGGCCUACCUUUGCAGGUCCCACUUCGGAGCAGGCAGAAAAGGAAGCAUUUCCCCGCCUGGGGGUUUAGGGAGCCGUGGGGAGCGAGAAAAGCCUGGGGACUGGUUAUGAAAGUUCGGUAAGAUCCCCAUCCACCUCUCCGCCCCGUCAUAAAGUGUAGUGUCAUGCUGUGCCAAGAGCACAGGACUCGGCCCCUAGACGUGGCUUCUAGUCCUGGCUCUGCCGCUAACUUGCUGGGUGACCUUGGACAACACUUCUCUCUUUCUGGACCUUGACUUCCUAUUUGUAAAAUGCAGACGGGGUUGGGAUUAGAGUCUCAAGGAAUCUACUGCCAAAUGAUUCCAAGGACUUGGGUGCGUUUCGAAUGAGCGGCGAGAGAGAGGUUGGAUUGAAUCACUGCCAUGGUCAUGUCUAGAAUUCAGAGUUGUAAUUUUCUGAUCUGACAGCCAAAGAUGAAAAACAGGCAAGGGAAAAGAGUCCACGUGUGGCUGCCAAACUCCUGAAAGAUGCUGAGCUGUUUCCCAGCCUGGCCUCCCCAGAUGUUUGGCUACCUCUCUCCCUCCACCUCAAAGGAUGCAGAAAUACCAUCAAUUGGGGUAGAGAAGAAGGUCCCAAGGCUGGUGGGAGGGGCAGAAAUCACCCCCCCAUAUUCCCAAAGA
Molecule: messenger RNA, 1355 nt
Organism: Miniopterus natalensis
Lineage: Eukaryota; Metazoa; Chordata; Mammalia; Chiroptera; Miniopteridae
Source: RefSeq, a predicted model, not a curated record